Messenger RNA from Macrobrachium nipponense, 2532 nucleotides. Its product is annotated as alpha-(1,3)-fucosyltransferase C-like. Bases 314 to 1765 code for a protein of 483 amino acids. NCBI's taxonomy places the organism in Eukaryota, Metazoa, Arthropoda, Malacostraca, Decapoda, Palaemonidae. Gene Ontology annotation, molecular function: fucosyltransferase activity. The transcript has 9 exons. The record is from RefSeq and is a predicted model, not a curated record. Gene Ontology annotation, cellular component: membrane.
GGCAGUACGAAAUAUGAAUAUUUCGUGUUUAACUCUGAAAUCGUAUUCCUGGAAGGUUGUCGCCUGCGCAAAACCAUCUCAGCAACGACGACGAGAUAUUAUUAUUUAUCAAAAAAGUAAAAUCCACAAUAAUUUUGUUCUUCAAAAGUACCAAUCUACUUGUCAUUACUAUUCUGAGUAAUGAUGAGAUCUGAGGGGGCUUUCGAAAGCUCUCUGGAUACAUCGUAACUUCCUUAGGUGGCAGAAACAGUAUGUCUGGUUCCAUCAAGUGUAAUGCAGCUAUGAAGAUCGAUGGAGCUGAAGCCCUCACGCGAUGAAGAAGGUAACCUGUGUGUGUGCGCUCGUCAUGCUGACCUGGUUUAUUCUCUCGUCCAUAUGGCAGUCGUUCUGCAAUCUUGGGUUACCUGGAACGAUCCGAAGGUUUGAAGAUAUAAAUGAAGUUCCCAGCGAAUUACGUUCUUCUUUGGAAGCGAUCCUUGGAGACACAAAUUUCCAACGAUCCAGUCACAACCAUGUGGAUAAAUUUUCAUCUCAGCUUCUCUCAGAGGCCACGUUCAUAAUCACUCUUAAUAAAACGGAAAACCACGCGGCAUCUGCAGGCGAACGCCGAUCGGACGUUCCAGAUAGUUAUGGAGUUCGUGAGAAAUCCAAAGUGGUGGGAUUUCCACAGUGGGGAAAUUUAACGCGAGAGAGAAGAAUGCCUGAAACCUUCAAGACGGAACCAGAAACUUCGGCAGAAUUCGAAGAUCCAUCUCUCAAGAAAAUCUUGUUCUGGAAUGAUAUGUACGGCAAAUUUCACUAUUCCUUCGGCCUGGGGCGGGAACCUUUUGUGAGAGCUGGAUGCCUCUUCAAUAAAUGUGUGACCACCUCGAACCACUCCAGAUACCCAUUCUCUCAAUUAGAUGCCCUGGUCUGGCACUUCCGUUCCGAGGACAAAGAACUCCCUCCUGAAAGGUCGCAGCACACCCGCUACAUCUUCGUGAUGGAGGAGUCUCCGGUGCAUCUCUUCGGCAAUUUAACCCCUUACGAUGGAGUCUUCAACUGGACCUUCACCUACCGCCUCGACUCCGAUUUCCCCAGUCCAGCAGGGUAUGUGAGAAGACGCAGAGUGAAUCUGCCGACCCUUUCGGAAGACGUUGCCACCGGCAAAUCCAAGAUGGUUGCUUGGUUCGUGUCCAACUGUAAAUCUUCAAGCGGUAGAGAAAGUCUGGCUCGCACUCUGCAAAAGUACGUUCCAGUGGACGUGUACGGAAAGUGCGGACCUUUGCAAUGCGAGAGAUCGCAUCAGUCAUCGUGUUACGAAAUGCUGGAGAGAGACUAUAAAUUCUAUCUCUCCUUUGAGAAUUCCCUCUGCAAAGACUACGUCACUGAGAAGUUCUUCGGCAUCAUACAGUACAACGUCGUGCCAAUAGUGUGGGGCUCAGCGGAUUACUCAGCCCAGGCACCACCACAUUCGUUGAUCAAUGCAGCUGAUUUUGAAAGCGUAGAGGAACUCGCCUCCUAUCUCAAGUACCUAGAUAGGAACACAACGGCUUAUAUGGAAUAUUUCAAGUGGAAGCUAUCUCAUGAAGUCAUCUCGGGAUGGGCGGCAUCGUCGAGGCCCUGGUGUGACCUUUGCGAACGGCUGCACACUGACCCGAAGGAGCAGGUUUACGAAGGCCUCCAUGACUGGUUUAACAGCGACAAAGACUGCCGGCUGCCAACGUCAUCGGCCAUUGCUAGAUUUACUCACGGCGAAAAGAGAGGGAGGGAAACGGAAACGUGAUGCCAUGAAAUUUAACAAAGAACUCAGCUCCCCAAAAACUUUCGACGAUAGUGAUUUGCCAUGCGCGAUUUUAAUUCCACUCUCUCUCUCUCUCUCUCUCUCUCUCUCUCUCUCUCUCUCUCUCUCUCUCUCUCUCUCUCUCUCUCUCAGCCAACACUAAUAUUAGCGAAGAGCUACAAAUUUCACAAGUCUCAUCUGUAAACCCCGUCUCCUUGAGUAGGUUUGUCCGUUUUCUAAUUUGAUGUUAUUUCUGUUCAGUUAGAAACGCCCAAGGGAAGAAUUUUAAAUAUUUGCCUCGUGAAAUGUUAAGAAGCAUCCAGAUUCGAGCCAAAUAUGUAUUUCAGUCCACUGUUAACAUCAGUUUGAUUAGCUUCUCUUAGCUCUUCAGAUAUGCACAAGACGCUGAAGAUGUCCUGAAACGUUAUCCUUAAUCAGGGCUAUCGUUGUGUGUGACUUUGGUACUGUGACGCCAGAUUAUUUACUCUCGGUAAAUUUUGACAGGAUAAAUAAAGACACUGGCCUACCCAACAAUCGAAUAGACUUUAACAAAGGGUAAUAAGAAGGUUUUCUCAUUCGUUGUGACUUGUGACCGCGCACACUAGAAUCCUGGAGUCUGUGGAAAGGGUUGAACACUUCCAAAAUUGCAGUCCGUUGCCAUCGUUAACAUUAAAUGAUAGAAUGUAAGAUUAAAAUUAUUUGUAUAAUUACGAAUACAUUUCACUCUUAUUAUCAUACGUCUAAUAAUAAAAACAAUUGCGGGGACCUAU